AUGAGCGCACGCGGCAAAGUUCAGAAGGUGAUGGUCCAACCCAUCAACCUCAUCUUCCGGUACCUCCAGGGAAGAACGCGCGUCCAGUUUUGGCUGUAUGAAAAUGUCACAACCAGAAUCGAAGGCUACAUCCUUGGCUUCGACGAGUACAUGAACAUCGUUGUCGACGAGGCCGAAGAAGUCAAUAUCGGACGAAUCCUGCUGAAGGGCGACAACAUCACGUUGAUCCGCAGCGUC
Molecule: messenger RNA, 237 nt
Organism: Mesorhabditis spiculigera
Lineage: Eukaryota; Metazoa; Nematoda; Chromadorea; Rhabditida; Rhabditidae
Source: the annotation of a GenBank genome assembly